Molecule: messenger RNA, 717 nt
Organism: Corylus avellana
Lineage: Eukaryota; Viridiplantae; Streptophyta; Magnoliopsida; Fagales; Betulaceae
Source: RefSeq, a predicted model, not a curated record
AUGCUACGAACCACCCGAGACAACCAGCGGCAAGCCAGCGACGCAGCAGACGCCACCGACCCAGACCCCGCCGGCGACAGAACCACCGGAGACAGAACCCACCGGCGACAGAGGCCAUCGGCGACAAUACCCACCGUUUUGGACCACCAAUUCCGGCGUCACUUUUCCGGCUACGUUUCUGUCGAUUCACACUAUUUUGAAUCGGAAAAAUCUGGUUUCGACGAAGGUUCAUAUUAUAAGAUGAACAGGAGGAAGAAAGAUUUCGGGAUAGGAGACAAUGAAAGCGAAUUCUACGAUGGGAAGAUGAAAAAGAAUGAGCAGUCAAUGUCGUCGGCAUCUAUGACAUCAUCGGUGAAAGAAGAUAUGGAACCUGUGCAGUGUAGGUGCGGACUUACAAGCCCAAUUAUAACAUCCACUACUAUAAAAAAUCCUGGGAGGCGAUUCUAUGGGUGUGCUAUGUAUGACCGUAAAAAGAAAGCUGGCCAAUGUCCUUUUUUCCAAUGGUAUGACAAAGAAACCUGUGCUCGCGGAAGGGAGGUCCUACCUGCGCUGUAUAAACAAGUUCAUUCCCUGAAAUGUGAAGUGUCAUUACUUAGGGGCAAACUAAAGAUCCAAACAUAUUUGUUGGUUUUUUUGUUGGUGAUUUGUGUACUGUUGAUUUGUCUAAGGUUGAUGGGGCAUUGAGGCAUGGGAAUGAGGCAAUUAGAUUAUUAUCAG